This is a messenger RNA of Triticum turgidum subsp. durum (durum wheat), 1215 nucleotides long. The record is from the annotation of a GenBank genome assembly. NCBI's taxonomy places the organism in Eukaryota, Viridiplantae, Streptophyta, Magnoliopsida, Poales, Poaceae.
AUGGCCGCCGCAUUAGCAGCGCCUACAGGCCUCCUCAAGCUCCCUCCUUCUUACGCGCCGCCUUCUUCCCCCUCUCCCCCUCUCUCCAGCACCUCCUACGGGCGGCGCUCGCGGAGACGGCCUCGCCUUUGGCGCCGCGGAGCCCCGCUGCUCGCGGUGGCGGCCGGGGAGGUGUCGUACACUGAGCCGGAGGAGGCGCUGCUGGAGGCCCUCGUCGGCGUACAGGGCCGUGGCCGUGCAGUCGCGCCGCGCCAGCUCCAGGAGGUGGAAAGCGCAGUGCAGACUCUGGAGGCGCUGGAAGGUGUGCCCGAUCCGACCUCUUCAAGUUUAAUUGAAGGUAGUUGGAAGCUCAUAUUCACUACAAGACCAGGGACGGCAUCCCCCAUUCAGAGGACAUUCGUUGGAGUUGACUCUUUCAGCGUCUUUCAGGAAGUUUACCUUAGAACAGAUGAUCCAAGGGUGGUCAACGUUGUCAAGUUUUCAGAAACAGUUGGUGAACUGGCAGUACAGGCAGAAGCGACUAUAAACGAUGGGAAGCGCAUUCUCUUCCGUUUUGACCGAGCAGCAUUCGCUUUCAAGUUCUUGCCAUUUAAGGUUCCAUAUCCGGUGCCAUUCAGGCUUCUUGGGGAUGAAGCAAAGGGUUGGCUUGACACUACAUACUUAUCUCGUAGUGGGAACAUACGCAUUUCAAGGGGAAACAAGGUAGUGCAGGGAACCACAUUUGUUCUCCAGAAAAGUGCAGACCCAAGGCAAAUGUUGUUGUCAGCUAUAUCUGCAGGAACCGGAGUAAAAGAGGCUAUAGAUGAUCUUACUUCAAGCAGAAAAGGGGUUGUGGUUGAUAUGAAUACCCUAGCGGGAGAAUGGCAACUGUUAUGGGCUUCAGAGAGUGAGAGUGGAGGUGGAAGCUGGUCAUCUGUUGCAUCUGCCGGUCUCAAGGAUUUCCAGACCAUAAAGGAAGAUGGGCAACUGAAGAAUUUGGUGAACCCCUUUCCAGGUGUCAGCCUCAGUGCAAGAGGCAACAUAUGCAAAACUGGGAACAACAAUACCUUCAGCGUGUCCAUGAAUGAAGGCGUUACUCAAGUUGGUGGCGUACAGUUUCCUUUAGAAACCGGAGGAGAAUUUGUCAUGGAGAUCUUGUACAUUGACAAUAAGAUAAGAAUAUCUAGCCUCAACCAGCACAAGCUUGUUCAUUUACGCAUUGUAAAUAAAACAUAA